AUGGACCCCAAUACCCAAGACGAGAACUCCUACGAUUAUGUCUUCAAGAUUGUCAUUGUGGGCGAUUCGGGUGUUGGAAAGACAAACUUGCUCGGUCGAUUCGUUCACGACACCUUUGACCUUUCUUCAAAGUCGACCAUUGGUCUCGAUCUCAACAUCAAAAACAUGAAAGUCAAGGACAAGCUUGUACGUGUUCAGUUAUGGGAUACUGCUGGUCAAGAACGAUAUCGAUCCAUCACGAAGCGGUAUUAUCGAGGAUCAGUAGGGGCAUUGCUCGUAUACGACAUUACUCGACAUGACACUUUUGAGGACAUCAUUCGAUGGUUGAACGAGAUUCGAAUGAACGAUGCUCAUCCGGAGACUGUCAUUAUGCUGGUGGGCAAUAAAUCGGAUCUAGAGCAGGACCAACGUGCCGUAUCACAAGAUGAAGCUGCCAAAUUCGCAAAGGAUCAUGGUCUCAUGUUUAUGGAAACAAGUGCCUUGGAUAGAAGCAACGUCAAUGAUGCAUUCGAUACCCUCAUACACCAAAUCUUUGACAAGCUAUCAAGCCGUCUCACAACCUUGAGCGACAAACAAGCCAUGUUGAUGCGUGGUGAAACUAUCAAGCUCGAUCAUACCCCGUCUUCAGCAACAACAGGUCCCGGCAAUCAGAAUGGAUGCGCUUGUUAA
Lichtheimia ornata is the source of this 669-nucleotide messenger RNA. RefSeq lists its product as uncharacterized. Gene Ontology annotation, cellular component: endosome. The transcript is spliced from 2 exons. The coding region runs from base 1 to 669 and encodes 222 amino acids. The record is from RefSeq and is a predicted model, not a curated record. Lineage: Eukaryota; Fungi; Mucoromycota; Mucoromycetes; Mucorales; Lichtheimiaceae. Gene Ontology annotation, molecular function: GTP binding; GTPase activity.